AUGGCUGGCCAACCAGCAGCCCGCCGCCUGCACCUGCCCUCGCGCUGCCAUGGGGCGCGCCGCCCCAGCAGCCCCAUCCUCCCCCGACGCUCUCUCCCCCGACCUCCACCUCCCUUAGCCCUUCCCAUCCCAACCAAUGCUCCCAAUGCACCAGACCCUCCCGUUGCAAGACCACCACCCCCCUUCCCAAACAACCCAUUGGAGCCAACGCCUUUCCGGACUGUCCAAGACCCGCUACGUAAAGUCAAAGAAAAGUCCCUUUUCUGCUGCGGCGAAAAGCAUCUCUCUGCCGUCUCCCACAAACGUGCUGUUCACCAGCGUUACACCAAGAUCUCGUUCAAGAACCACCAAAGUCCCGACGCGACCUUCACUGUCCGGCGCAACCCGGAUUCCAACAACUUCGUCAAGAUGGAACAUAACCCUACCUUCGCUCUGCCGUCCGCCUCCACGUUCACCCCCCUCCACACCGUCCAACCUAAACGCGAACCAGAGCUCGGCUCUAGCGGGGCUCGCGCCUUCCUCGACGGACUUCGACGGCCUCUCGGACACCUCGCGCCGCACAUGCAUGCCCUCGGGCUCGUCACCGAUGCCGACCUUGACUUGAUCUGCGCCCUCCCUUCCGCUUGGGACGAGCUGGGGGAGAUGCUCCGCGUGCGCGGUAUGUCGGUGCUUGAGUGGCUGAUGAUCAAGGAGGCCUUCAAGACUCGCUUCGGACGGGGGUAA
Molecule: messenger RNA, 723 nt
Organism: Epithele typhae
Lineage: Eukaryota; Fungi; Basidiomycota; Agaricomycetes; Polyporales; Epitheliaceae
Exons: 3
Coding region: 1-723 (240 amino acids)
Source: RefSeq, a predicted model, not a curated record